CCUCCGGUUAUAUUAUCAUGUAGCACUACAUCUCGGACGUGAUUUGAGAUAAAUUCAACAGAGCAGUUCCUUAUCUAAAGAGUAAUAUUUGAUUUAUUUUCAACAAAGAUUAACAUGAUUUCGUAUGUUAGGCCAGAAUAAUGUUUCCCGAAGGUUUGUGACUCAAUAUAAUUAAUUGAGAGUCGCGUAGCAAAGCGAACAGAGUAUUAUUUGACUAGCCGCUAGCUAACCACUGUGCGUCUGUAAAAUCGCUCCUUCAGUACGCUGGCUGACCGCGUCGCGGUUUUAGUUUUACUUCAAACAUGACCGGGUUGGGCAGCAGGUUGUUCUACAAGGUCGGGAAGCUUUGCGAGCAGCUCCCCGUGUUCCUCAACACCUUCCUGGUGUUCUCCAUCACCGGGGAGGUGAGCUACCUGGUGCUGGUGGGGGCUCCGCUGAAGGCGGAGCAGCAGAAGACGGCGUGGUCCUCCUGGUGGAAGGCGCUGCACCUGCUGGGCCAGUACUACAUGCUGGGAAACAUCUGCUGGAACGCUUUCCUCUUCUUGAAAGUCAGCCCCAGCAUCAAGGGGGUGUUUCUGGGAGGAAAUGGACUGGGCCAGGGCUGGAGGUACUGUUACACGUGCGAGACACACACGCCUCCUCGCUGCUCCCACUGCUACGACUGCAAGGUGUGCGUUCUGCGGCGGGAUCACCACUGCGUCUUCUUCGGCCAGUGUGUCGGCUUCCGCAACUACCGCUACUUCGUGUGCUGCUUGUUGUUCAUGUGGUUGGGUCUCCUCUACGCCAUGGUGAUGAAUGCUGAGGUCUUCAUCGUUAUUCUGAAGGAGGGCGUGACUCUGCACAGCAUCCUGCUGCUGCUCAUACCGUGGAUCAUGCUUGUUUCAGGCCAAGUUUCAGCCCGGGCCUUCACCUUUGCCUUUAUCGCUGACACCUGCGUUGUAGGUUUCCUGCUCGUCUCCGCCUUCUUUUUCUUCCACCUGUUCUUGCUGUUUCGAGGGCAGACCACCAGGGAAUGGUACUCUUCUCGCCGCCCCUAUAACCUGGGUCUUGUUAACAACCUGCGGCACAUGCUGGGCCUCCGCUGGUACAUCUGCUGGCUCUCCCCGCUCAUCCCAUCACCGCUUGUUGGAGACGGGAUAAACUUCCAGGUCACAGGAUCGCUGGAACCCUGCCAGUAACAUCCAGAAGUCUGGACAGAGUCUGAGUCUUUAGUGGUGAUGGUUUAUGCUGACAGGAGCAGCAGCCGGAACAUUACCUCGGUUUAAGAGGAGGUAGCUUUGGAUGGGAUGCUGCUUAGACGCUUGGUGGUGGUCUUAUCGUUUGAAAUUAUUCAUCAGCCUAUUAAUUGCGCUGAGAAGGUAAAUCAGGGGUCGACCUGAAAAUGGUAUCUGCACCGGUUAAGGCUAACCUCAGAUACUUACUCAAUUCUGUACAACACUGAGCACUGAACAUAUAUUUAAAACAGCACUGAAGUAAGAAUGUACUGUAUCAAUGAUUAAAAGUAAAUGUAGAAUAUUAAAUCUUUCUUAGAAGGCACUUGCAACUCACAAAUGUGGUGAUGUAGUUUAACUUUGAGUGGACUUUUUCCUAAAGACCUAAGCUGCCUAAAUCAGUUUCACUCAGAUUUGUUUUGCACUUUUCCUGAUUAAACUCCAGGAUAUUCUUCAUCCACUUCUGAGCUGCUGCUGAAUAUAAUCACAGGCCUUUAGUGGGGGCUGUUUCAAGCUGAACAAAAAUAUCUAUAUUGAAGAUGCACGAUCGGAUUCAGGUAAAGUUUCAGCUUGGCCAGCCUUAAAAAAUGAUUAUAAACUCAAAAUUUUCAUCGUUUUUGUGAUGUGUAAACACGAGCUGCACUAAGCAGAUUACUCUUCAGUCUGCAGAAGUCUAACAGGUAUUUUUAAUAACAUCAAGGUGUUUAAUGUAAAAGCAGAGGGAAACAACAACACGUAAGAAGUUAAUUUGAAGGAAACUAUUUUCUGUGACACGUUAAAACUUUGGUGGUGUUUACUUAGGCUGUAAGAGAGAAAAAAAUUCCUUCACCUCAUAACAAGAAGGCUGAGCAAUUGUGCAUUUUUUUAUUUUUUUUAGCUUUUCCAUACAGUGGCUUUUUUCAGCCUCUGUUAGGGAACCUGCUGGAUUUAGAAAUUUUGUCUGCCUUUUGUAAAUCUUAGUUAAGAUGAGGUUUUGCAUUCUCUAGGGAAUACAGACAGAGACAGUCAUUUAUACUAACUGUGCUAAUCGCUAAUAUAUGAUGCUAAAGAUGGUUUUAAAUGUCAACUUUGUAAUCACUUUGUCUUGGUUUGAAGGUCCUGUCCACAUUUGUUAAUUAAUUGUUUUUCUGCUCUUUUUGUACCCUCUUUCAUAUUUAAUUAUAUUUCUUGGUGGCAAAAACAUUCAGACAGGAUAUCAGGAGAUAUUUUAAAUAUAAAUUAUGAUUAAAACCCACUUUGCACUUGCCCACACUCUUUUUCUGUGCUAGCAACCACAAGGAAAAUGGAGCGUUUUUGUAGGUUAUUUAACAUUUGUCUCAAUUUGCCCUGACUUGGUUUCUGUUCAAUUACUUGUGUAAACUAAUAUGUACACAACCUAAUUCAUGUCAUGUAUAUUGUGCCAAAACCAUAGAGAUUAAAACGAUGGAGUUUUGUGUAGCUGAUCCUUAAAAUAAUAGUAAAAACUCUGCUUUACAAGAACUCCUCACACAAUCGGACAUCAACUCUGAUGUUAAAAUAAAAGAAAAUCAAUGACCAGUCACUGUAAAAAGGGUAUAAGAAACAUUUUCAUUAUAGCUCUUAAAGAGAAGUCAGAAUUGGCUAAAAUUGUUAUCGGUAGGUCAAAGUUUGAUCAGAAAUACUAGUGGUGCAUCUCUGACUUUCACAUUUAUUCAAAAAUUCUCUGACAGAGUGUCAUUUUUUUUGUUUACAGAUUGAUGUCACAUAAGGUCAUCUAACAAAUCCAGUAUUUAAAAUGAUUGUAUUACAGUGGUGUGUCAACAGUUUGUUUCAUAGUUUCUAAUUUGUUAGUGUUUCUGGCUGUCAGGGACUUGAGCAGCAUUGUGUCAUUGUACCAUUCCCUUCUGCAACAGCAAACUGAUCUUUAUAACUUCCUUCCUUUGCAAGGUGACAGUUCCUAUCUUAAUCUUUGAAUCAGUCUCUUUAUGGUUGAUUUUUUUUUAAGUAUUGUGGAGGCUGAUAAUUUCAGCAUGUUAUCUCCUAUGGUGCCCUGUUUCAGUCCAGUAUGUAGAAUUGCCCUUGGACCGUGCUAACAUGUCUUACUGCACUUGAUGCCAGCUUUACUUUCAUUACUUCGCCUGUAUUUUGUAAUUCAAACUCUCCUUGCCUUAAAGUGAAUCAACAAAUCACAAGCCUUGGGUUUGACAGGUUCUUAAGUGUUGGUGAAUCUAGCAAAAACUGUUCAGUUUUAUUUGUAUUAAUUUAAAUUGUUUUGAAAAAGAUUGCUGUUUUUUCUGUUGGGUUUUGUUGUUUAAACGUCCAUCAAACUCUGACUUGAGAUGCUUUGCUGUUUUUAUUAUUUUGUAUCUGCAAAUGUGUUGUGUUGAAAUGUUUACUUGAAAAUUGUUGUUCAGAAAAGUGUUUUCUCCUACUUCUGCUUCAGAGUUUCUCAAAUGUUUGAUUAAAACUAUGGAAAUCAAUGAUA
Xiphophorus couchianus (Monterrey platyfish) is the source of this 3654-nucleotide messenger RNA. It is a transcript of the gene zdhhc24, whose product is annotated as zDHHC palmitoyltransferase 24. The record is from RefSeq and is a predicted model, not a curated record. The coding region runs from base 303 to 1178 and encodes 291 amino acids. The transcript has 3 exons. Gene Ontology annotation, molecular function: palmitoyltransferase activity. Lineage: Eukaryota; Metazoa; Chordata; Actinopteri; Cyprinodontiformes; Poeciliidae.